GAGUUUUAUAUGCUCACCCACACACACACGCAAACACACGCACACACAGGUGCAUAUCUCUUUCUCCUUGUGCUCAGUUGUCUGCAGGGAGGAUCCAUGCUCCGGAAGGCUGUUUAGAUGCUCUGUUGGAACCCCACACUGUCCCUGGGAUCACCAUCGAUCCCACUCCUGAAUCCACUCUUAUGCCCACACCUGAGCUGACCCCUGAAUCUGGCCCCAAGUUAACUCUUGCCUUCAGCCAUGACUCUACCCCUGAGAUAGUCUUUGACUCCUCGCCUGAAUCUGCCCCUGACUUGGGCCUUGACUCUGCCCCUGAAUCCUGCCUUAAACCUGUCCCUGAGCUAGCCACUGAAUUAAUCUCUGACUCCACCCUUGUUCUGGUGCCUGACUCCACCCUUGAAUGUGCCCAAGAGGUGGACCCUGAGCUGGCCUAUAAGCCAACCCCUGAAUAUGCCCCAGAGGCAGGCCCUGAGUUGGCCCAUAACCCAACCCUUGAAUCUGCCCCAGAGGCAGACCCUAAGCUCGCGCAUAAGCAAACUCCUGAAUCUGCCCCGAAGGUGGGCCCUGAACUGACCCAUCACCUACGCCCUGAAUGUACCCCAGAGAUGGGCCCUCAGCAGGUCCAUAAGCCAACCCUUGAAUGUGCCCCAGAAGUGGGACUUCAACUGGCCCAUAAGCCAACCCCUGAAUGUGCCCCAGAGAGGGGCCCUCAGCAGGCCCAUAAGCCAACCCCUGAAUCUGCCCUAGAGAUGGAUUCUGAUCUGACCCAUAAGCCAACCCCUGACUGUGCCCCAGAAUCCCUUCAGGUGGGCCUUACCUCCACCCCUGAAUCUGCCCUGGAUUUGGUCCUCGGCUCCACUACUGAACUGGGCCCAACCCCUAAUUCCCCUCAUCACUCCACCAAGCUGGCCCCUGCCUUCGCCCCUGAACUGGCCUCUGACUCUUCCUCUGAGGUGAACCCUGACUCUACAGCUAUGCUGGCCCCUGACCUGGUCCCUGAUUCUACCUCUGAGCUGGUCUUGGGCUGCACCCCUGAGCUGGAACCUGUUGCAGUCAAAGACAGAAUCCAGGAGGAGAAGCUUGUAGAAGAGAGAGAGGAAAGUUUUCGGUCGGCCCCCCAGCCCUCAGAGAAAAGCCUGCUGGCAGAGGAGGUCCAGACAGACAUACCAGCCAAUCAGACCUCUACUGAUGAGACCCUUGGUGUCAUCUCCUGUGGCCCUUCUGCAGCCAUUCCCAGUGACACAGCUGUGGCCCUGGUGGAGGACGCACCUGCCAUUGCUGACCUGUCAGGAAACAUGGUGCAGGCUCAAAGUUAAAUUUCUACAGGAGGCCUGGCUCACACUCAGCAGGGACAGACGAACAGAGAGACGAAGGGACAAAGCUCCAGAUUUCAUUCAUGUUUCUCAUUUAGAUGAGGGAAAAGAUUGAAGAUAAAAAGCAAAAGAAAACAAACACAGCAUCAAGCCUUGGUUCACAUAACACGCCAGAAAAAGUAACAUUUUGCAAGAUCAAUGAGUCUGUUUGGUUUAAAUUCGUGUCACACUAUGUCAGAUUAUUAACACAUUUUGUGCUACUUUGCGCAUGCUGGUAUGCCACGUAAAACACAUUUAAAAAGCUGCACAUUUAAAAGCUGACACAAAAGUGGAGCUGAUUUCCAAUGUUUUAACAACUAACAUUUUGUGUAAAACAAAUUUUAAAAUGAGACAAUGGUGCACUCUGCCAACUUCUGGAAUUUUCUCUACCUUCCUUCCAGUCUUUUGUUCUAAAAUGAAAAAUUGCCCACCUCCUCUCCUUUGUAUUUGGUUCUGAAGUGUGAUUCCAUCUCUUCCUCACGGUGUUGACUGGUGUUCUUGUAGUUUAACGCUACGUUUUAAUGAGUGGGUACUAGCCGCUAGUGCAAAGUCACAGGCAACAUCUGAUUAGUUCUAUGGCAGACAAGCAUACAGGGACAAAAGCAUAAAAUAUAUACAGAUUUUUUUUAUGGAGGUCUAUACAGGUAGAGGGCAUAGACAUCACUGUGUUUCUGGUGCUCCUAUGAGAAUUGGCUCUCUGAAGUAGGAUUGUGUGACUAAAUUUCUUGAUCAUUUGUGAUUCUUGUACAUCAAAUUUUAUUGCCCAUACUACAUUCACUCAACUUGCCUUAUGCAAAAUUACUAUGCAAAACUUAGCUAAGGAACACUUUCCACUAAAAUCCCUGAGAAAAAAGGAAGGCUGACUAACACCAGAACGAAUGUCCUGUUUUUUCUUGAGAAUCCUCCUUUUCUAAUACCUCGUCCAUAGGGGGACAUAAUUCUCAUUCAUCUGCGAUGCUGGCGACCUCACAAUCACAGUAAGACUUGGAACAUUUGCUGUUUAUAUUUCUUGGUUUUCAAGUGGUUAAGCUUUACCAUUUAAAUGAGAGAGAGCGUAAAAGAAAAGGACAAAGACAAUGUGACAAAAGGGAGAUUGUUUGUGUGUGUGUGUGUGAGUGUGUGUGACAGAGAGAGAGAGAGAGAGAGAGAGAGAGAUAAAGAGUGUUCAACAAGGAAGUCUCGUACAUCUUUGGCUACUUGUCCCUCCGCCGUUCACUGUCAGUGUUUUUUUCAGUUUAGUUUACUCUGUAAAAUGUCUAAAAAUGUUUCCCCUUAGUGUUAACUCAGUCUUUUAAAAAACAAUAUUAUGCUGUGUUAGUUUACCUUUUUGUAUUGUAAUAUGCAGAUCUUUUUAUCUCUCUAUCAUCUUGCUCACCUCUUACUAUACAUAUGUUCUGUUCUUUUUUCUGAAAUCAUUGGCCUAAUGGUUAAUGAUAAUUGCUUUGUCUGUUUUCAUGGAACUUUAGGCUAGGGGUGUGUUCUGGAAUUCUUUCAAACUUGUCUUUUUGUUAACUGCAUCUUGUCUAAACUUGUUUAAUAGUUUCUCCCAUAGACACCCCAAGAGCAUUUUACCCUGUAGAAGCCUCCUUUAAGACACUGCUGAGAUAUAAGGUUGACAUAGAAAGUGCUUUGACAGCAAUUGCUAAACAAGAUUUCACGACAAAAAAAAAAAAAAAACAUUUUAGAAAUUACAUUGUUUUUGUUGAACGGUUGUGGGUACUUUUGCUUUAAUGACGGUGUUUAUGGAACAGAUGGAUUUCAAAAUGUUUUAUAAAAAUGGAAAAAACAAAAAGGAA
Molecule: messenger RNA, 3148 nt
Organism: Anguilla rostrata (American eel)
Lineage: Eukaryota; Metazoa; Chordata; Actinopteri; Anguilliformes; Anguillidae
Product: calpastatin-like
Exons: 6
Coding region: 183-1316 (377 amino acids)
Cellular component (GO): cytoplasm
Molecular function (GO): calcium-dependent cysteine-type endopeptidase inhibitor activity
Source: RefSeq, a predicted model, not a curated record